This is a messenger RNA of Chroicocephalus ridibundus (black-headed gull), 879 nucleotides long. RefSeq names its product ATPase H+/K+ transporting subunit beta (gene ATP4B). The transcript has 8 exons. The record is from RefSeq and is a predicted model, not a curated record. Gene Ontology annotation, biological process: potassium ion import across plasma membrane; intracellular sodium ion homeostasis; intracellular potassium ion homeostasis. Lineage: Eukaryota; Metazoa; Chordata; Aves; Charadriiformes; Laridae. Gene Ontology annotation, molecular function: ATPase activator activity. Gene Ontology annotation, cellular component: sodium:potassium-exchanging ATPase complex. The coding region runs from base 1 to 879 and encodes 292 amino acids.
AUGGCAACUUUAAAUGAAAAAAAGACCUGCAGCGAACGGAUGGAAAAUUUUCGUCGAUUUGUCUGGAAUCCAGAAACAAAGCUCUUUAUGGGAAGGACCUUAAUUAACUGGGUGUGGAUCAGCCUGUACUACCUGGCUUUCUAUGUGGUGAUGUCAGGGCUGUUCGCGCUCUCCAUUUAUUCUUUAAUGAGGACAGUGAAUCCGUACGAGCCGGAUUACCAAGACCAGCUGAAAUCCCCAGGUGUAACGUUACGACCCGACGUUUAUGGGGAUAGAGGACUACAAAUUUAUUACAACAUGUCCGACAACAAAACCUGGGAAGGUUUAGUGACAACUCUUCGGACUUUUCUGACAGCAUAUACGCCAGCUGCUCAGCGCCUGAACAUCAACUGCACCAGCGACACGUACUUCAUCCAGGACACCUUUGAUGGCCCAAAUAAAACAAAACUCUCCUGCAAAUUUACCUCAGAUAUGCUUCAGAACUGCUCUGGCAUCACAGAUCCUACUUUUGGAUUUCCAGAAGGACAACCCUGUUUUAUCAUAAAAAUGAACAGGAUUAUCAAAUUUCUCCCUGGCAAUGGCACUGCGCCAAGAGUGGACUGCACAUACGUGGAACAACCAAAAAAAAAGCUUUCUCGCCCGCUGGAGGUGGACUACUACCCCCUGAACGGGACCUUCAACCUGCACUACUUCCCCUACUACGGAAAAAAGGCACAGCCCAGCUACAGCAAUCCUUUGGUAGCUGUGAAAUUUCUCAACAUCACAAGGAACGUCGAACUUAAAAUAGUGUGCAAAAUCAUUGGAGCUGGAAUUACCUUUGAUAACGUUCAUGAUCCGUAUGAAGGAAAAGUGGAAUUUAAAUUGAAAAUAGAAGACUGA